This is a messenger RNA of Sapajus apella (tufted capuchin), 1163 nucleotides long. RefSeq names its product cyclin-Y-like protein 2. The record is from RefSeq and is a predicted model, not a curated record. Lineage: Eukaryota; Metazoa; Chordata; Mammalia; Primates; Cebidae. The transcript has 11 exons. Gene Ontology annotation, cellular component: plasma membrane. Gene Ontology annotation, biological process: regulation of canonical Wnt signaling pathway; regulation of cyclin-dependent protein serine/threonine kinase activity. Gene Ontology annotation, molecular function: protein kinase binding; cyclin-dependent protein serine/threonine kinase activator activity. Bases 1 to 1089 code for a protein of 362 amino acids.
AUGGGGAGCAUACUGACCUGUUGUGUGUGCCCCAAGGUCAGCCCCGACUUGGACCAGCAUGAGAGGUCAGGGUGUCGCUCUCAAUCUGAGGUCUGUGAGGCAUCAGCUGAGGACACGAUAGCAGCAGCGCCCACGGCUGCUGCUGAAGAGUCUGCCAAAUUGAUUGUUGAAGCUGGUGAGGGCCUUCAUGUGCACCACAUCCAUGACCGGGAGAUGCCUGAAGAUAUGGCUUCAGAGUCCAACCCUUCCCACAAUCUGGAGACAAGCACAAUAUUCCUGACAAAAUCUCAAACGGAUGUUCAAGAAAUAAGAAAAAGCAACUAUACAAACCAUGUAAGUAAACAGUCAAAAGUAUCUACUCGGCAAUAUAGUUCCUGUUCAGCCAUUUUCCUUGAUGACAGCACAGCCAGUCAGCCUCAUCUUAGAAUGACACUAAUGUCUGUGACCUUAGCGAUAUAUUAUCAUAUCAAGCAAAGAGAUGCAGAUAGAUCUUUGGGCAUAUUUGAUGAAGAGUUACAUCCAUUUACACAAGAACAGAUUCCACAGGAAUACUUGCUGUAUGAUCCUGAACACAAAGUGAUUUUCAGAUUUGUUAACACUCUGUUUAAAGCUGCAAGGCUAACGGCUGAAUUUGCAAUCGUGAGUCUGAUUUACAUAGAAAGACUUGUAAGUUAUGUUUCUAUCGACAUUUGUCCAACCAACUGGAGGAGGAUUGUCUUGGGAGCCAUUCUUACUGCCUCCAAGGCUUGGAGUGAUACACCUUUGUGGAAUGAGGACUACUGCAAGUUCUUUGACAAUGUUACAGUUAAAGAAAUGAAUGAGUUGGAAAGGCAAUUCUUGAAGCUAAUUAUUUACAAUAUCAAAGUUUCUGUCAGCAUUUACACCAAAUACUACUUUGAUCUUCGCACUUUGGCACAUGACCACGGCCUGCAUUUGCCUGUUUCUCUUCUUGACAAAGAAAGAGCAUGGAAGCUGGAGGCUUUUUCAAGGAUGGGAAAAGAUGGAGAUGUAUAUCGUGCUGCCAAGAACAGGUCUUUGAGUGCUGAUGAUUUAAUUAAUCUUCAGCGCGCUAAGGCCAUCCUCUCCUGAAGGAAGAAAUGAGGGGUAAUGUAACAUCUGAACCCCUCAUCAAAAAAGACAGGAAAAUACCACCUUUCCUGCUA